Molecule: messenger RNA, 2709 nt
Organism: Polyodon spathula (Mississippi paddlefish)
Lineage: Eukaryota; Metazoa; Chordata; Actinopteri; Acipenseriformes; Polyodontidae
Product: heterogeneous nuclear ribonucleoprotein R
Exons: 10
Coding region: 31-1926 (631 amino acids)
Cellular component (GO): nucleus; ribonucleoprotein complex
Molecular function (GO): mRNA binding
Source: RefSeq, a predicted model, not a curated record
AUUUUUCUUCUUCACAGCUUUAGUUGGAGAAUGGCUUCUGAGGUGAAUGGCAAUUCUACCCACGCUAAAGAGGAGGAAGAGCCCAUGGAUAUCUCAAGUGUAACUCACACAGAGCACUACCAGACACUUAUAGAUGCUGGAUUGCCACAGAAAGUAGCAGAGAGACUUGAUGAUAUUUUUCAGACAGGGUUGGUGGCAUAUGCUGAUCUAGAUGAGAGGGCCAUUGAUGCUCUGAGAGAGUUUAACGAAGAAGGGGCCAUGUCUGUGCUGCAGCAGUUUAAAGAAAGUGAUCUUUCACACGUACAGAAUAAAAGUGCAUUUUUAUGUGGUGUUAUGAAAACUUACAGACAGCGGGAGAAACAAGGGAAUAAGGUACAGGAAUCAACAAAAGGGCCAGAUGAGUCAAAGAUUAAGGCACUGUUGGAUCGGACAGGAUACACCCUGGAUGUGACCACAGGACAGCGGAAGUACGGGGGACCACCACCCGAAGAGAUAUAUUUGGGGCAACAGCCAGGAGUUGGAACAGAGGUAUUCGUUGGGAAGAUUCCACGAGAUCUGUACGAGGAUGAGCUGGUACCUCUCUUUGAGAAAGCGGGCUCCAUCUGGGAUCUGCGGCUUAUGAUGGAUCCAUUAUCUGGUCAGAACAGAGGAUAUGCAUUCAUCACAUUUUGCAACAAAGACGCAGCACAGGAGGCUGUCAAACUUUGUGAUAACUAUGAAAUCCGGUCUGGUAAAUACCUGGGUGUCUGCAUCUCUGUUGCAAACAAUCGGCUGUUUGUUGGAUCAAUUCCAAAGAACAAGACCAGGGAAAGCAUCUUGGAAGAUUUCAGCAAAGUCACAGAGGGUCUUGUGGAUGUGAUUCUUUACCAUCAGCCUGAUGACAAGAAGAAAAACAGAGGCUUCUGUUUCCUCGAAUACGAAGACCACAAAUCUGCAGCCCAGGCAAGACGCAGGCUCAUGAGUGGGAAGGUCAAAGUUUGGGGCAAUCCGGUCACUGUCGAGUGGGCUGACCCUGUUGAGGAGCCAGAUCCAGACAUUAUGGCUAAGGUCAAGGUUCUCUUUGUAAGAAAUCUAGCUACCCCUGUAACUGAGGAACUCCUGGAGAAGACUUUCUCUGAAUUUGGGAAGUUGGAGCGUGUGAAGAAACUUAAAGACUAUGCUUUUGUUCAUUUUGAGGACAGGAAUGCUGCAGUGAAGGCUAUGCAGGGAAUGAAUGGGAGAGAACUGGAGGGAGAAGAAAUUGAAAUAGUCCUUGCAAAACCCCCUGAUAAGAAACGAAAGGAGCGCCAGGCUGCCAGGCAGACUACCAGAAACACAGGGUAUGAAGAUUAUUACUAUUAUCCGCCGCCACGCAUGCCCCCUCCUGUUAGAGGCAGAGGUAGGGGAGGGAGAGGUGGAUAUGUGUACCCUCCAGAUUACUACAACUAUGAAGAAUACUAUGAUGAUUACUAUGGAUGUGAUUACCAUGACUACCGUGGUGGCUAUGAAGAUCCCUAUUAUGGUUACGAUGAUGGCUAUGCUGUUCGAGGAAGAGGCAGCCGAGUUGGCAGGGGUGCCCCCCCUCUCCCCAGGGGCCGCGGGGCUCCCCCACCACGUGGCAGAGUCGGCUAUUCCCAGCGAGGGGCCCCUAUGGGAGCCCCACGGGGGGGCAGAGGUGGCAGAGGGGGUCCAUCCCAGCAGCAGAGGGGCCGUGGUGCGAGGGGUGCCAGAGGGAACCGCGGAGGGAACGUAGGGGGAAAGAGGAAGGCAGAUGUGUACAACCAACCGGAUUCCAAGCGCCGCCAGACCAACAACCAGCAGAAUUGGGGCUCCCAACCCAUCGCUCAGCAGCCUCUCCAGCAGGGUGGCGACUAUUCUGGUAACUAUGGUUACAAUAAUGACAACCAGGAGUUUUAUCAGGAUUCUUAUGGGCAACAGUGGAAGUAGACAAAGUGAGGGCAUUGGGGGAAAAAAAGGAGAUUGGCAACAACUUGAUUGGCUCUUAAAUUACUUCAUCCUUCAAAAAAAAAAAAAAACAUAACAAAAAGCAAUAAUAAAUUGGCUUAAACUCUUCACCGUUCAAGUUUCGAUUGGCUGCAGUAUGUAUUGGUCUGAAGAUGAGAAUCACUAUAUGUGAAUAUAAACACCUUUCCUUAUUUACUUAUUAUCCUUUUUCCUUUCUUGUGUUACUUGGGACAUUUCUGGCUUUAAAAACAUGACAGUAAAGUGCUUAUAUUUUAUUUUUUGUUUGUACUUUUUUUUUAAGGCUACAUUUUAACAUUUAAAAGGUGGACACUCAUUUCCAAAAAUUUGGGGAGACAUUUUAAUCAUGAUUAUCCUGCAGGAGUCAAAUGUUUGUUUUUCUCCCUUCAGAUUUGUGAUAGACUGCCAUAGGGAUUUGCUUGUACAUAAAGGCCUAAAGCUAGUGCUUUAUUCUCAAUGGUUUUAAAGAGAUGGGGGGCAGGAGGGAGGGUUCCAGUUAUGAAAGAAAAAAAAAAACAGUUUUUUUUUUGUAUUGGGAAUUAAUGGUAAAAUGUAUGUUUAGCAUUUGUAGAAGUAGGUUAAUUGUGUUUUUUUAAACUGUUAUAACUUCAAACCUUUUUGAAAAUCUGCCCAAGAGAAUUUGGUUUGGCUAAACCAUAAGAGACGUGGCAAUCUGUUCUUUGAUGUGAUUGUAUUUAUAACUUGUUCUUGUUACAUUUCAAUAAAACUAAAAAGUACAUCAUUCAA